Messenger RNA from Benincasa hispida (wax gourd), 2108 nucleotides. Its product is annotated as putative polyol transporter 2. Lineage: Eukaryota; Viridiplantae; Streptophyta; Magnoliopsida; Cucurbitales; Cucurbitaceae. Gene Ontology annotation, molecular function: carbohydrate transmembrane transporter activity. The record is from RefSeq and is a predicted model, not a curated record. Gene Ontology annotation, biological process: transmembrane transport. Gene Ontology annotation, cellular component: membrane.
AUAUUAAACUCUUGAAGUAUAAGCCAACAUAAGAAUUAAUACUAUCAACCUCAAUACUAGAGGUUGGAUUUCAUAUCCACAUAUUAAUAUAAAUAAAAUUAGAACUUGGAAUAUAAAUUAUUUUUUUCCCUAAAAAUAAAUAUUUAGUCAAAUUUUUUUAGUGGACGUCUUUAUCUCAAUGGAAAUAAUUACUCGGUGAGUGCUCUUCUUUCCCCAAGCAUCUCCUUCGUCUUCACUCUGACACAGCAACCCUUACACCGCCGCCGCACUGGUUCCGACUAGCCGCCGAAGAUGAAUGAACAAAAGGAUGAAAGUUCCGAUCAAACCAGGCCGUCGGAUUUUGGUCCUGUGCCGAAGCCGAAAUCCAAAACGAACAAAUUCGCUUUUCUCUGCGCAAUUUUGGCUUCCAUGUCUUCAAUCUUACUAGGUUACGAUACCGGCGUAAUGAGCGGAGCGGCGAUUUACAUAAAAGAGGAUUUCAAGCUAUCGGAUGUGGAGGUUGAAAUUCUGGUCGGAAUAAUCAACCUCUACUCGUUGAUUGGCGCCGCCGCCGCCGGAAGAACUUCGGAUUUGAUUGGGCGUCGUUACACCAUGGUUUUGGCUGGAGUUAUCUUCUUCGUCGCCGCCGUACUGAUGGGAUUAGCCACUAACUACGCGUUUCUUAUGUUCGGAAGAUUCGUGGCCGGAAUCGGUGUCGGAUAUGCUCUGAUGAUAGCUCCGGUGUAUACGACGGAGGUUGCUCCCACUUCUUCUCGGGGAUUUCUCACCUCAUUUCCGGAGGUGUUCAUAAAUUCUGGAGUACUGCUAGGCUACGUUUCAAAUUACGCCUUCUUCAAACUCCCAACUCACUUAGGAUGGCGUUUCAUGCUCGGAAUCGGAAUCUUCCCCUCCGUCUUCUUAAUUCUCAUCGUCCUAAUCAUGCCAGAAUCUCCCCGUUGGCUCGUCCUCCAAGGUCGUCUCGCCGAUGCCACCGUCGUCCUCCACCGCACCUCCGAUUCCCUCCACGACGCCCAACUCCGCCUCAUCGACAUCAAACAAGCCGCCGGAAUCCCAUCCGACUGCACAGACCCCAUCAUCCAUCUCCCCAAACGCCGUCGCGGCGGCCAAGACGUCUGGAAAUACCUUUUCCUCCACCCGACGCCGGCCGUCCGUCACAUUCUGAUCUCCGUCAUCGGCAUCCAUUUCUUCCAACAAGCCUCCGGCAUCGACGCUGUCGUCCUCUACAGUCCAAGAAUCUUCGAACAAGUCGGAAUCACUUCCUCAAAUCACAAGCUUCUAGCAACCAUGGCCGUCGGAUUCUCCAAAACGAUUUUCAUAUUAAUUGCGACGUUCCUCCUCGAUAAGAUCGGACGGCGGAGAUUGCUUCUCACUAGCGUGAGCGGCAAGAUCCUGUCGUUGAUUAGCUUAGGGUUUGGGCUUUUGUUUGUGAAUCGUAGCCAGUGGGCCGUUGGAUUUUGUAUUGCGAUGGUGUUAUCUGACGUGGCAUUUUUCUCAAUGGGAAUGGGUCCCAUCGCGUGGGUCUAUAGUUCGGAGAUAUUUCCGUUGAAGUUACGCGCUCAAGGGGCGAGUAUCGGAGUGAUAGUGAAUAGAGUUACGAGUGGAGUUGUGGGAAUGACGUUUAUAUCCCUAUACAAGGCAAUUACUAUUAGUGGGGCUUUUUUUCUUUUUGGUGGCGUCGCCGUCGUGUCGUGGUUGUUCUUUUACUUUGUUUUGCCGGAGACACGAGGUCGGACUCUUGAGGAAAUAGAGGGGCUUUUCGGUAAUUUUCUUUGGAAGUUUGAGAAAAAUAAUAAUGUGGAGAAAGAUGACGGUGGGAAUGGGAUUCAGUUGAGAUCUUCUAAUCUGAAUUCGACGGUCUAGAUUUGAUAAUUGUUGUUGGGGGAGGGGAGGAAAGGGUAAAAGCAAAGGAAGGUUUCAAUUAUGAUUUGUUUUUUUUUUUUAGGGUUAAAAUGUCUUUUUAUUUAGUACCGGGAUUGAAUCUCCAACCUUUUAGAUUGAAGUUGCAUGUCAAUUCCAUUAAGUUAAGUUCACCUUGACUGAUUAAAAUAUCAUUUUAGUAUUUGUAAUUUUGACAUUUGUUUUAUUUUAAGUCGGUGUACUAUGUAUAA